Erigeron canadensis is the source of this 1868-nucleotide messenger RNA. RefSeq names its product probable carotenoid cleavage dioxygenase 4, chloroplastic. The coding region runs from base 69 to 1868 and encodes 599 amino acids. Gene Ontology annotation, biological process: carotene catabolic process. Gene Ontology annotation, molecular function: carotenoid dioxygenase activity. The record is from RefSeq and is a predicted model, not a curated record. Gene Ontology annotation, cellular component: chloroplast stroma. The transcript has 2 exons. NCBI's taxonomy places the organism in Eukaryota, Viridiplantae, Streptophyta, Magnoliopsida, Asterales, Asteraceae.
ACACGAUAACAAACCUUUGACAUUAAUCUUUAGAUACACACCUAGGAGAAGAAAAAUAAUCACAUAAAAUGAAAACCUUGUCUUGUUCGACACAUAGGCCUUUGUUGUCUCAUAUAUAUGCCACCAAUUUCCGUUACCGGAACAAAAAGGUAAAUUCCGGACCAUGUUCUGUUGUUUCUUCGGUUUCUAAAAUAAAUGAAGACGCACUCGGAACAAAAAUAUCCCCAAAAAGGCAAAAACAAGAUGAAAAACGUGAUUUUUUUAACUCGCUAAAACCAUCAUCAGAACCCUCAUUACUCAAAAAAAUAUUGGACACAUUGGAUAGAGCAAUUGUUGAGUUCCUAGAUCCUCCUCUGCACUUGUCCGUCGACCCGAACUACAUAUUAUCUGGCAAUUUCGCACCGGUUGAUGAGCUCAGCCCGACCGAGUGUGACGUAAUACUAGGCUCCAUUCCAUCAUGUCUUGAUGGUGUGUACAUACGAAAUGGACCAAAUCCGCAAUUCAUCCCAAACGGGCCACACCAUUAUUUUGAUGGAGAUGGAAUGUUGCAUUGUAUUAGAAUUUCUAAAGGCCGGGCCAAAUUUUGUAGCCGGUUUGUUAAGACAAACAAGUAUGUUUUUGAGCAUCGAGUUAAGUCGUAUGUGGUUCCGAAUGUUGUUGGAGGUAUGCGUGGCCUAGUCGCGUUUAUUGCUCGUGCGACGUUGUUUGGUGCACACGUUGUUUUUGGGCAUUAUGAUAUUUUUGAAGGCAUUGGCGUAGCAAACACGAGUUUAGCCUUUUUAGGAGGCAAAGUUUACGCGUUAUGUGAAUCUGAUAUUCCAUAUGAGAUCAAAAUCGAUGAAAAUGGGGAUGUUAUAACCUUAGGUCACCAUGAUUUUGAUGGAAAUCUUUCAAUGAACAUGACGGCUCAUCCGAAGAUCGAUCCAGAGACUAAAGAGGCGUUUGCGUUUCGUUACUGGGCUUCACGUCCGUUUUUAACUUACUUUCGUUUUGAUGCAAAUGGAAAUAAGCAACCUGAUGUCCCUAUCUUUUCCAUGCAACAGCCUUCUUUAACUCAUGACUUGGCUAUAACACAAAAGUAUGCAAUUAUAUGUGAGAGUCAAAUUGGGACAAAUUUUAUGAAUUUAAUUCGUGGUGAACGACUAGUCGGUGUUGACACCAAUAAGGUUCCAAGGAUUGGUGUUCUUCCAAGGUAUGCAAAAGAUGAAUCUAAUAUGAAGUGGUUUGAGGUACCCGGGUUCAAUAUAUUCCACGCUGUCAAUGCGUGGGAUGAAACAGAUGAAGAUGGUGGCGAGGUCGUUGUUAUGAUGGCCCCGAAUAUAGUGUAUGUAGAACACUUUUUUGAACAAGUCGAUCUGAUCCAUGGAUCGAUGGAGCAGAUUCGGAUUCACUUAGGAACCGGGGUUGUCACCAGGCAUGUUAUGUCGUCGAAAAAUUUGGAGUUUCCGGUUAUUAACCCAACUUAUAUUGGAAAACAGAACAGGUAUAUUUAUGCAGCAAUUUCUGAGGAAACACCAAUAAAAUCAAGGAUGAUGAGGGUAUCAGGGGUGGCAAAACUAGAUAUCCGAGCAUCAAAAGGUACCGAGGGUCAGAACGAGUGUACAGUGGCUAGUCGGAUGUAUGAAGACAAGUGCUAUGGAGGUGAACCUUUUUUUGUUCCAAGAGACCCGGAAGAUCCAAACGCAGAAGAGGAUGAUGGGUAUGUGGUAUGCUAUGUGCAUAAUGAGAGCUCGGGUGAGUCAAGGUUCUUAGUGAUGGAUGCGCAAUCAACUACGCUGGAUGUUGUGGCUGCGGUCAAGCUGCCACAACGAGUGCCUUAUGGUUUACAUGGGAUAUUUAUAAGAGAAAAGGAUCUUAAUGAAAUGUGA